Acaulospora colombiana is the source of this 618-nucleotide messenger RNA. Lineage: Eukaryota; Fungi; Glomeromycota; Glomeromycetes; Diversisporales; Acaulosporaceae. The record is from the annotation of a GenBank genome assembly.
AUGGCCCUGCAACCAAGUCUCAAUCCAUUGCUUAUCCACGGGUCGCGAGACGCCGCAAACACGCUCGAAUUCUUCUGGGAUUACGUCUGCCCCUUUAGCAAGAAAUCCGCCAACUGCGUAGAAAACAUCCUCAAACCCCUCCUGGUAUCAAAAUAUUCCGGAAAAGUCAAGAUCAUCUUUAGGCCUCACCCACAACCAUGGCACGCUUCAUCGACCUUCGUCCAUGAAGCAGGAAUAGCCGUAGCAAAAGCCGCACCCGAGUCUUUUUGGAAGUAUAGUCUUGCCCUCUUCAACGCUCAGGAUGACUUCUUCGACGAGCCAACGUUGAACAUGACCCCUACUCAGAUUCGGGAGAAAUUAGUAGAGCUUGGCAAAUCAUCGGGUGCUCUCUCUGCAGACCAGGUGGCAGCUGUGGAGGAGCUUUUAAAGCCCAAGGGUGGUGGCAACUCUGGCAUUGGUGCUACGGACGACCUCAAAGUCUGCAUCAAAUAUGGUAGACAAAACUCGAUCCAUGUUUCUCCUACCGUACUGUUCAACGGCUUGGUGGCGAAUGAUGUGUCGAGCUCUUGGGGAGAAGCCGAGUGGUCGGUAUUCUUGGAGAAGAAUAUCAAGGGCUAA